Lagopus leucura (white-tailed ptarmigan) is the source of this 6028-nucleotide messenger RNA. It is a transcript of the gene CHID1, whose product is annotated as chitinase domain containing 1. Gene Ontology annotation, biological process: carbohydrate metabolic process. Gene Ontology annotation, molecular function: oligosaccharide binding; chitin binding. Gene Ontology annotation, cellular component: extracellular region. Lineage: Eukaryota; Metazoa; Chordata; Aves; Galliformes; Phasianidae. The record is from RefSeq and is a predicted model, not a curated record. The coding region runs from base 105 to 1286 and encodes 393 amino acids. The transcript is spliced from 20 exons.
CAUCUAAGAAUCUCUUAAAGUACUCUGCUGUAUUGCUGCCAGCCUAAGAGACUUGAACCCUUAUAUUUCUGGGACAAGAAAAACUUGAUACUGGGAGAAACACUAUGAGAUUUCUCUGUGUUUCACUUUCUUUAACUGUGAUUUGCUGGCUAGCUGAAGGCACCUUGUCGAAAACAGACGCGAAGAAACCUGCUACAAAAAAACUGGAAGAAAAGACACUGCAUUCUGAUAAGAAUGUGCAGGACCGGGGACUCGUAGUUACAGAUCCAAAGGCAAAGGACAUCAUAUUGGAGCACAGAAGCUACUGCUCUAAGAAGAUGAAAGAAAGACACUUCUCAGGAGAUGUUCUGGGAUAUAUUACUCCUUGGAACAGCCACGGCUAUGACAUUGCUAAAAUAUUUGGAAAUAAAUUUACAUUAAUCUCACCAGUCUGGUUACAAGUGAGAAGGAGAGGGAAGGAGAGGUUCCAGUUCACCGGGCUCCACGAUGUAGAUAAAGGCUGGAUGAAAGAUGUCAGAAAAAAUUCCAAAAACAUCAAAAUAGUGCCUAGAAUUUUGUUUGAUGGCUGGACUUACCAGGACUUUGAGAGUGUUUUUGGCAGUGAAGAUGAGAUAGAAGAGCUUUCACAGAGUAUGGUUCUACUAGCCAAGAAUGAAAAUUUUGAUGGCUUUGUAGUUGAAGUUUGGAGUCAGCUAGGAAAUCAAAAGCAAAAGGAGUUGAUACACUUGCUCAUUCACCUUUCUGAAGCUCUGCAUGAAGCACAACUAAAACUCAUACUAGUCAUACCUCCGGCAGUUGCAGCAGGGACUAACCAGCCAGGAAUGUUCACAAAGAAAGAAUUUGAUCAGUUGGCCUCAGCAGUAGACAGCUUCAGUCUCAUGACAUAUGACUACUCAACACCACAAAGACCUGGUCCAAAUUCUCCACUGCCCUGGGUACGAGCCUGUAUUCAAGUAUUGGAUCCUGAUUCAAAAUGGAGAAAUAAAAUACUUCUAGGGCUGAAUUUCUAUGGCAUGGACUAUUCUGCUUUGGGAGCCCUGGGGGAGCCAAUCCUCGGUACUAGGUACAUUGAAACCUUGAAGGAGCACAAACCAAAGAUUGUCUGGGAUGAACAAAUUGCUGAACACUACUUUGAAUACAAAAAAAAUAAAGGAGGAAAACACGCCAUCUUCUAUCCAACACUGAAGUCCAUCCAGUUGCGCUUAGAGCUUGCAAAAGAAUUGGGCACUGGUAUAUCCAUCUGGGAACUGGGACAAGGCCUGGAUUAUUUUUAUGACCUGCUUUAAAGUAAGAGAUGAUGUGGGAAAGACUUUUGCUUCACUGAGACUCCACCUUCAAUUAAUUUGAGUAUCCCGGAGAGGUGAUUUUGAAAACAUUUUUUGUAAUUUAUUUCAUAUCUGUAUUAAACUUGCAUUUUUCCCAAUAAAGAACUUCUUGUUUUGCCACAUAGAUAUGAUUGUUGGUUUCUGAUAAAGUUCAGAGGAAAAAACUUGAAAGCUUCUGAAUUAACAGCUUAGAAAGAGACCGACCUGUACAGCUGGGAUGACACUAGAAGUGAAAAUAUUUUUUUUCUGCGAGAAAUGAAAUGGACAAACUGAUACCAUCUGAUCAGGGUUUAAGGUAGAUGUCUCUCAAACAAUUGCUGCUAAUCAUUUAAGUGAACAAAUAAAUUAAUCAGAUUAUGUCUGGCAAAUUUAACAUCUGCUGGACUCUGCAACCUGCUGUCUCUUAAUAAGGUAAGUCAACAUAAAAUGAAGAGGGUGGGUGUGAGGGGAGCAAUUAGAUACCUUACCCUAGGGCUGGUAAAGGAUUGAAUACUGACUGUUAGCUCUGUUUGUUUUCUUCAUUUUAUUACAUUGCUUAUGUAGUUCAAAAUCACAGUAAUUCUGAUUCAUGACAUGACUUGUUUCUAAAUCAUUUUUGUAAGCAGGAGAUGAUGCUCUGUGAUUUCUCUCUUCCACUUAGGCUGCUUAGUGUCUUAUUUUACAGUACUUAGCACCAGUGCAUGAUGCAUUAGUGAUUAGUUUGUGGGAACUGUAGUGUUUAGCACAAAAGGCUACAAUGGAAAUGAGAAGUAUUCGUGUAAUGAUGGAUUGUGCUGAUAACCCCAAGAGAACAUCAUAGCAGCACUGACAAUGCCUUUAUUUAAGUAGGUGCUAUGAAUAUAGUGACUAUCUUUCUGAAUAAAGCUUUUAUUAUUUAACUGCACCCAUUGGUGCUUUUACCUCCAUGAAACAGAUUUUUUUUUUUUUUUAUUAAAUAGCUCAGAAGCUAUUAAUUAGCUUAAAAACAGCCCUGUCCCCCCAAAUAUUGUCCCUGCUUUUUAGUUUAUAAGUUUUCUGUUUGUAGAAGUACACAGGCUUCAAGGUAGUUUGUUGUAAGGAAGUAAGGGGAGGUGGUGGGAAUUUGAUGAGGGUGUUGCUGGUCCCCAGCAGAGAUCCAGGCAAUAGCUCUGUACUCCCACUGGUGUUCUUCUUGCCACUUCCAGUUGUCACAAAGAUAACUGCACUCCUUCUCUUUGCAUCCACUCUUCCCAGUAAUUAAUCUCAGUGGGGGAUUUAUUUGCCCCUGCUUGUUUCAGCGGAAUAAAUCCCACUGUAAUCCACCAUUGAUUAAAAAACUAUUGAUCUUCACCUCACUGAUUUAGUUCUGGCAUCUCUCGACUUCUCACAUUGCAGUAUCCAGCAGGGUUUACUAAUCAGGCUUCUUUCUUCCAUACCAUUAGUACUGAGAUAAUUUGCUACGUGAAUCCUCAUGUUCAAUUAACUUGAGCUUUCUGGUUCGUUCAAAAGCAAUUUAAAAGUCACUUUUGGCAAUGGUAUCUGCGCAAGAAUUUAGUUCCAUUAUGCUGUUUUUCUACUUUCAGUGGCAUUAGUGAACCAGAAUGUCUCAGAAAAAAGAUGAUCAGUUACAAAUAGAAGAGUCUGGGAUCUGAAAUGGCAUGCAUUGUCAGCUACUAGCUGGUAGGUAGUGGUUUUAAAAGUGAAAGUUUUGGGGAAGAAGAAAAUAUUUCAUUUUAAUCGAUUGUUUCCUCUCUAGAAAGGAUAAAUGUAAUUUGUCACGCUUCUUUCUUCGUUUUUUUUCAAUCUCGUGAUGAUUCUCUCUGAAGUUCAACUGUUCUGUUUGUCUUUGAGUACAGCUGUGCUAGGGAUAACUGUCUUUAGCAUCCUCAGAGAUGGAAUGAAUACAUACGUGUGGCAGAAAGAGCAAACUAACCCUGCUAAAUCAUGAAAAAUAAAUUCCAGAGGAGAAGUACAUUGUGAGUUUGAGCAGUUCAUGGCAUGAGGCUAAGGAUUUUGCCUUUUUGUCUCUAAAGGUAAAACAUUUAUUGCUUCAAAAAUAACAGUUAAAAAGAAACAGAGUAAGCACAGUUCUUUAGCAUGAAGUUCUCAGAAAAUAAAAUACCAGGCAGGCAUUUGAUUGAACUCCCAAAUGAAGACUUGCUACUAAUGGAUUUAUCUUGUGAUCGCUUAAUUUCUCAAUGUGUGGCAGUGUCAGCUUGUGUUUUAUUAGAUAUCACAGAAUGCAAAAAAGCUGUGUACCACCAGUGACCCAUGAUGAAGGCAAGUUUCUCUUGAAAUUUAUACCUCACUGCUUGGAUGAAAAGAUGACACAAGAGUACACAAGCUGGUACAAAGCUGCUGAAAGCAAAGCAAAGGGCCACUUGGGAGUUGCUUUCGUGGGGCACAAAGGUUAUCACAUUUGAUCCAUCCAUCAUAUGGAAUUCAUAUAAGGAUAUUGCUUGAGUGAUGCACUUCACCUUCCUCGAAGGAUGGGGGAAAGAAGUCGAAGUCAGAAGAUUUUGACAUUCACUAGUUUACACCACCGUGUAAAGCCUGUGUGUCACAAUUGCCUCUGCUUCUCAUCCUGCUCCAAAAAGCCCUUUCCUAAGCUCUGUGAACCUACUGCAUCAGGGAGGGGAGCUGAUGGAAUUGCUGUCAGAGUACUGGAAGAGGACAGGCAAGCAGCUGGAAUGGAACAACAGCAGGAUCAAAGAGAAAAGUGUUGGAAACUCAGAGCUGUCAGCAGAAGCAAACAGUGAGUACAAACUAAGAAUCACGGGAAAAACUCACACAUGGUACAUCUAGGCUACAGCUGUUUGUCUGCAGUUAAGGAAAAUGGAGAGAGAAAGGAAAGGAGAAAACUUCUGCCACUGCUCCAAGAGUGCAACUGUUGACAGCCAGCCUGGGCUCAAGAAGCAAAGAGCAUCAAGCCCAUCGUGAUUACAACUCCACAAAAUGAACAAUGAGGGCACAGGAGCGCUGAUUUCUCCAUGGAAAGCAGUGACCAGAUACUAGGAAGAGUGUGGAGACAUGUUAACAACAGAACCUUCUUACAUUGUCUCUCUGCCAUAUGACCUUGCUGCAUGCACUUACCUGUUUCUUGAGCAUAUCUGCUUAAAACAUUGGAAAACAGAACAAAACUGUACUGAAUUUGGGCCCACAAGGAGUCAGGCAUUUGCACUGUAUGAGCAUUCCUCUGUUGUUUUAUUUGUGCUUUGAAUUCUGCAACAGCUCCAACCUCAUGUUUUUGGCCUGGACUGGUGGGAUGAGAAUUGGCCUAAGUGAAAUCUUUCUUUAAAUACUAUGCUUUUCUCUGUAAGAAAGAAGUUGUGUCCUGUGCCCUGUAAAUGUACUUGGGCAAGAGUGUUCUGCCUUCAGUUAGUGGCUUUUACAGCAUGCAUCAAGGAUUAAUGCCUACCCGAAACGUGGUUUCAGCCUUGUUAACCUGCUCUGAUCACCUUGGUACCCUGAAUAAAAUGCAGUAAGAACUUUCAAGUCCUAAAAUUGAGAAUUUGAUUUGGAGCCAUAUUUGGUUUCAACUCAGCCUCUACCACUGUCAAUCUGCAUGCACGAAAUCCCACGAAGAACAGCCAAACACUUUGUACUUCCUUUGCAAAGCACCAGAGCUAGCAAAACUUCAUUUCAUUUCCACUUCAUCAGCUGGCCUUGCCCCACACCCCAGGCUUACCUGCUCACCUUGCCUCAUGACUGCUUAGGCCAAACAAAGCUACUGCGAUGGCAGCGCUCCUCCAGGCUUGUGUUAGAUGUGUGAGCAGCUAUUUGCCUUCAACUUAAUCCAGUAGGUGGAGUGGACAAAAACAUUCCUGUCAUUUUUCAGCUUAAUCUAGCUAGGCUGUGCUCCUGAUCAGUGAAAGUAUUCAUCUGCAACAUGAAACAACAGCUCAGAAAGCCUUUAAAGCCUAGAAGUAUUUGAAUGGAUGGCUUCAUUGGAGGUGAAAAGUCACAGCUCAAAGUAAGCCUUCCCACUUAGAGAUGAUCAGGGCUACAUCACUACCUUAUCACCUGCAUCACUCUGCAACCAUCUGCCUGCCUGCCCUUUCUAUGGAGGCUGCUGAGCUAUUGGAGAGCCACUCACCGCUUUCCACCAGGUCCCUGGGGAAUGGAGUCCACAGUUCUCGCUGAAUUCCAGGCAGCAGGAGUCCGGCACCCGGGUUGUGUUGUACACCUCAAACCAGUCGGUGUAGUUUGAGACUCCACAGCAUCUGAACUGGAAGAAGAACCAAGGCAAUACUGUAAGGAUGAUUUGUCACUGGUGUCUGCUUGUUCUGAGGCAGUGGAAGAAUCUUCCAUGUCUUUUGUUGGAUACAAACUGGACCUUAUUCAUUGCACUGAAUUACACUUGAUGACACCAGAAGGGGCUUGACAUUUUAAAGAAACGUAGUAUUUCCUCAGCUUUACCAACAGAGACUAAUGUGGCUAAUGUGGAGACCAGAAGCAAAGGCCUUAUUUGCAGUGGCAGGACACUGCAGGAGCUGAAGCAGGACAAUGCCAGCCACGUAAUGAGUUUAAGAGUGACUGCACAGGAUUAUGAUGAUCAUUUUUAUUUUGCUGACAGGAAAAAAAUAUUUAGGACACAGAUACAGUAUCCAGGAGGUAAAGGAAGUGUGAUCUGUACUGCAUACUAUUUCUAAAAUCAUUAUUUAAGUUAACGAGGCAAACUUCUCUCUGUGCUGAUCAUCUCUGAAAGCCUUUGUGACUCAGUAAAAGUUUUGUUUCCAACUCUU